Messenger RNA from Phyllopteryx taeniolatus (common seadragon), 3061 nucleotides. RefSeq names its product steroid-5-alpha-reductase, alpha polypeptide 1 (3-oxo-5 alpha-steroid delta 4-dehydrogenase alpha 1) (gene srd5a1). The coding region runs from base 121 to 918 and encodes 265 amino acids. Gene Ontology annotation, molecular function: 3-oxo-5-alpha-steroid 4-dehydrogenase activity. Gene Ontology annotation, cellular component: membrane. NCBI's taxonomy places the organism in Eukaryota, Metazoa, Chordata, Actinopteri, Syngnathiformes, Syngnathidae. The transcript is spliced from 5 exons. The record is from RefSeq and is a predicted model, not a curated record. Gene Ontology annotation, biological process: steroid biosynthetic process.
CCCAGUAUGUUAGUGAGCACGAUGUAGUAUAUAUUUAGGUCCUCGUACAGUAAAAACACACGUUUUUUCCAUUACUUAUUAUUUAUUGCUUUAGUUUUCCAUCCCCAACACACCGCCAUCAUGGACAGCCUUCUAUCGGCGUUAUUUUCUUCUUCGGCGGAAGAGGAGUACGUCUUGGACUGCAUGGCUUACUUAAUGAUUUUAAUGGCAGCGUGCACGUUUGUUUCCUUGCUGUUAUUGAACGUGCCGUACGGGCGGUACGCUUCGAGCACAUACGGAUUCCCGGUGAACGCGAAACUGGCGUGGUUUGUCCAGGAGCUGCCCGCUUUCCUGCUGCCCAUAUGUCUGCUCGUGUGGGCAUCCUCGGCGAAGAGUUCCCUGCUAACAAAUCAGUUGCUCAUUGCCAUGUUUUUGUGUCACUAUACACAGAGGUCACUUAUUUAUCCAUUUUUAAUCCGAGGAGGUAAACCGACGCCAUUUCUGCCCUUUGUCCUGGCUGUUGUUUUCUGCAUCUAUAAUGGCUUCAUGCAGAUCAGAUAUCUGAGCAACUAUGCAGAGUAUCCUGCAGACUGGGUGACGCAUCCAUGCUUUAUUGCAGGCUCGGCUCUGUGGCUGCUUGGCUGGCUGACAAAUUUGCACUCUGAUCACAUCCUGAGGAAUCUGAGGAGGUCCGGAGAGAGCGGAUAUAAGAUCCCCAGAGGUGGAAUGUUCGAGUACGUAUCCGGAGCCAACUUCUUCGGGGAGAUAACCGAGUGGACGGGUUUCGCUCUGGCAGGCCAAUCUGUUCACAGCGCGGCCUUCGCCAUCUUCACCGCAGUUGUCCUCAGCAGCAGGGCGUUUGCCCACCACAAAUGGUAUCUUGCUAAAUUUGAAGACUACCCGAAAACAAGAAAGGCAUUGAUCCCUUUUUUGGUUUAGAAAAUACUCAAAUACAGUGAACACCCGUUUAUUGCAGGGGAUGCGCUCUAGACCCACCAGCGAUAGCUGAAAAUCUGAGACAUAGAGAGACCAAAAAAUAAAGCGUUUUUAAUAGUUUUAACACACUUUAAGUGCAUACAGUAUAAACCUAUUAAAACACAGUUUUUAAAGUAUUCCUUAGUGCCUCACUCUCGUGCUUGUUUGCACAGUUCUCCAAAUAAGAGACAAAGAGUGCUCAUUUCAAGCUGGUUAUUUUUCACUGCCAGUUGAAUUUUACUUUAAAACUGGCACAUAAAACUAAAUAGAAUUAAACAUUGUCUAUUUAACACCAACAUUUUCAACAAAACCAUGUCAUUUUGUCUUAACAAAAUUCCGCUAGCUUAAUGCUAACAAAUAAUUAAAAAUGCUAUAGCCUGGCUAACAGAAAUUAGCAUAGAUGUUACAGUAAAUAUAAACGUUCAAACAACAUAUGUCCUCACAGACAUAUAUUCUCUCUACGCUUGACUUUUUAAAUUAGGGUUUCGUCUUUUCCAGUAGACCUCACAACGUGGUAGUCUACUACACUGAACGCACGCAACUUCAAAUUCAGACUUGCCUGUAUACUGUAAAAACCCCUUAAAAAUGAUGGAUUAAAAAUCCCCGACAGGGGGUGGACAAUGAACCACGAGCGGGGGUUCACUAUAUAGGAUGUUUUUUUUACUAUUUGGCUGAUUUCUACAAACCUUUUUUGGGAGAAGUGUGACAUAAGCCAAGAGGGAAACCAUUCCACUUUGCUGCGAAUCCAGGAGUUUAUUGAUUUUUUUUUGCAGGUGGGGAGAAUGUUACUACUAUGUAACUACUAUGUAACUAAGUUACUACUAUGUAACUACAUGUUACUACUGAGGCAAAACUACUAUUGGGUAUUUUGGCGCUACUAUUGCGAGACACAUGCCUACUAGUUGGGCCUAGUAGUAUUACUAGAGCAGUGCAAUAGUUUACUAGUAAGGUUUCACUCCACACUAGUAGGCAAAAAGUGGUAUUAAUAGUGGAAUAAACAAGAGUAAGACACCGUCAUUCUAGUAGUGAACCCAAAGUCAUUUGAGCAUCUAUUUGCAGUGUACUACUUUUCAUUCUUAAUCCAGCGCACUAGUAGAAUAUUAAAUAAAAUGUUCAAACAACACACCAUACAUCCUCACCAUUUAACAUCCACUCGACUGGAAGCGAUGAAUAAGGGACCUUUAAUUCAGCUCAAGACAUCUUUUUUUGUUUUACCUCGUCACCGUGUGAGCAUAAAAAUCCGAAUUGAAACUUAACCACGCCUCCGGUCUGUAACCGUAGCAGGCCCGUCCGUCCUUAGCUCUUGCGCUGCAAAUGGAGCCCGUGUGGGGGGGAAGCUCUCAAUAACUCAGCCGCGCCUGAAAUGAACGGCAUCGAGGUUGACGACAAUCGUGGAUGUUUUAUGAGAGGCUGCCGCUAUGUAAAGGGAAACGUGAAGCUUGCACAUAAAUGACAAUUAAUAGUGUAGCAUUAGAAAAAGAGGGUGGGGACUGAUAUAAGAGAAAAGCACAGCUGGAGUUACAUUCUUCAUUUAUAGGAAAACUUAUAUGUAAGUGACCUUUUAGACGGCGGCAACACAGAGUGAAGUGUAAACUGAAGCUUGAGCUCCCACGGUGUGCCUGCAGCAAGUGCCAUCUGCAUUUUUUUCUCUGUAAAUCUUCACUCGGGUCAACAGAGGAGCCACUAUCUUAAGCAAUGGUACACACAUACCUGUUCUUAACAUCUUAACCUAUUUUAAAGUGGGACAAAGCCCUCCCGACAUGUGAAGAAAGUGAAAAUGGGCAAGUGUGCGCUUGCUGCUUUUGUAGUGUGUGGAGUACGGUACUCGAGAUAACCAAGACAGCACACCACACACGUAACGUGAUUGUUUCCUGAGCAGAUCAGGUAGGAAAAAUCAGUCUCGGCACUAACCACACCACAGGAUAAUCGCUCACGAUAAUUUUUUCCGAAACAUCCAAUAAUCGGGCCUGUGUUGACUUUGAUCGGAAGAGAAGAAAAAUGGCCCGAUUAUCAGUAUGUUUAUACCCAGCUUUAGCCAAGUUUAUGUCAUUGUGAAUUGUAUUUUUAAUGCAUUGUAUUUGAAAUAAAUUGUGCUUUAUCAUUUCAA